Dictyostelium discoideum AX4 is the source of this 861-nucleotide messenger RNA. RefSeq names its product ssRNA-binding protein (gene ssbA). Bases 1 to 861 code for a protein of 286 amino acids. NCBI's taxonomy places the organism in Eukaryota, Evosea, Eumycetozoa, Dictyosteliales, Dictyosteliaceae. The record is from RefSeq and is a predicted model, not a curated record. Gene Ontology annotation, molecular function: mRNA binding; RNA binding; nucleic acid binding. The transcript has a single exon.
AUGUCGACUGAAAAUGAUGAAAUAGAUGACUUUUUUAAAGAAAUCGAAAAUGUGGGUGAUUCUUCAAAAAAUACUAAUAACAUUAUAACACAGACUAACUCAAAUUCGAAUUCUAAUAGUGGUGGUACAGCACCUUCACCAGCCACUACUAGUAGUGCAAAUACAGCAGGUAUAAAAAGAAAAUUAGAUGAUACACCAACCACUACUACUACACCAACUACAACAACUACAACUACUACUACUACUACUACCUCAAAUACAACAUCAACAAAUGUUGGUGUUAAACCAAUGAUACCUCCUUCAUUAAUGAAAAAGAAACAAAUGGUAUCAAAAACUUCAAUAAAUAGUAAUACACCAAGUAAAGCUGUAGUAUCUUCAAAAGCAGUUACAUAUUCAGCAAAUACAAUCAAUUUAUUAGCUAAUGACAAACCAAAAGUUUCAGUUAAUUAUCCAACCACCACAGCAACAAAUUUAUCAAUUGCAGCACUUAGACCUCAAGUUACAAUGGAAGAACCAAAAAAAAACACAAAUAUAGUUAUGGAAGCUGCUGGUGAAAAAUGGACUGAUCAUACUUUAGCUGAAUGGGAUCCAAAUGAUUUUCGUAUAUUCGUUGGUGAUCUUGGUAAUGAUGUCACCGAAGAAAUGUUAAGACAAGCAUUUUUAAAAUAUCCAACCUUUUUAAAAGCAAAAGUUAUCUUUGAUAAAGUUGGUAAAUCUAGAGGUUUUGGUUUUGUUUCUUUUUCAAGUUCAUCAGAUUAUAUCUCUGCUUUUAAUACAAUGAAUGGAAAAUAUAUUGGUAAUCGUCCAAUUAAAUUACGUAAAAGUAAAUGGAAGGAUAGAUUAGCUUCAAAUAAUAAAUAA